Messenger RNA from Rattus norvegicus (Norway rat), 4217 nucleotides. RefSeq names its product LDL receptor related protein 12 (gene Lrp12). Gene Ontology annotation, cellular component: membrane; plasma membrane. The record is from RefSeq and is a predicted model, not a curated record. Gene Ontology annotation, biological process: neuron projection development; neuron migration. NCBI's taxonomy places the organism in Eukaryota, Metazoa, Chordata, Mammalia, Rodentia, Muridae. Gene Ontology annotation, molecular function: integrin binding.
CGGAUGAGCGCCGGUGCCGGCUCGCGCUCAGUCUGGCGGGUGGCGGCGCCGGCUGGUUGUGCGGCGCGAGGCCCGAGCCCCGCAGUCGCCGGCCCUGUCGCUUCCCGCAGGAGCGCGCGUUGCGCGUCCCUGCCCCCGGGAAGGCCGGCCCGCUAGGGGCUCGCGCGGCCGACGCAGGACCGGCGGGAGGGAGCGCGCGCGGGCGGCCCCGCCCCUCCCCCUCCGCCGCCGCGGAGCGCGCAGGGAGCAGCCAGGGGCUCGGCGGCGGCGGCGUCUGGCCCCAGCUCCUCCUCCUCCUCCUCCUCCAUCUCCUCGCUCCCUCCAUCUGCCGUGGGUAUGGCCCGUCGCUGGAGCACAAAGGAGUCUCCGCGGCGGGGGUCGGCGUGGCUCUUGCUUUUCCUCGCUGGGGUGUACGCUUGUGGUGAGACUCCAGAACAAAUUCGAGGGCCGACUGGAAUAAUCACGAGCCCAGGCUGGCCUUCAGACUACCCCGCCAAGAUCAACUGUAGCUGGCUCAUACGGGCAAACCCAGGGGAGAUCAUUACUAUAAGUUUUCAGGAUUUUGAUAUCCAGGGGUCCAGGAGAUGCACUUUGGACUGGCUGACAAUAGAAACAUACAAGAAUAUUGAAAGUUACAGAGCUUGUGGGUCCACAAUUCCGCCUCCGUAUAUCUCUUCACAAGACCACGUUUGGAUCCGGUUCCACUCAGAUGACAGUGUGUCCAGGAAAGGCUUCAGGUUGGCGUAUUUUUCAGGGAAAUCGGAGGAGCCACACUGUGCCUGUGACCAGUUCCGCUGUGGCAAUGGGAAGUGCAUUCCCGAAGCCUGGAAGUGCAACAGCAUGGACGAGUGUGGAGAUAGCUCUGACGAGGAGGUCUGUGUCCAAGACGCUCACCCCCCAACAACGACCGCAUUCCAGCCCUGCGCCUACAACCAGUUCCAGUGUCUGUCCCGCUUCACCAAAGUUUACACUUGCCUCCCUGAGUCCUUGAAGUGUGAUGGCAACAUUGACUGCCUGGACCUGGGAGAUGAGAUCGACUGUGAUAUGCCGACAUGCGGGCAGUGGUUAAAAUACUUCUAUGGAACUUUUAGUUCUCCCAACUACCCCGACUUUUACCCUCCUGGAAGUAACUGCACCUGGCUGAUAGACACUGGCGAUCAUCGGAAAGUCAUCUUACGGUUUACUGACUUUAAACUCGAUGGUACCGGAUAUGGUGAUUAUGUCAAAAUAUAUGACGGACUGGAGGAGAAUCCUCGCAAGCUUUUGCGAGUGCUAACUGCUUUUGAUUCUCACGCUCCCCUGACAGUCGUUUCUUCCUCCGGACAGAUAAGAGUGCAUUUUUGUGCUGACAAAGUGAACGCUGCCAGAGGCUUCAAUGCUACUUACCAAGUCGACGGCUUCUGUUUGCCGUGGGAAAUACCCUGUGGGGGUAACUGGGGGUGUUACACAGAGCAGCAGCGCUGUGAUGGCUACUGGCAUUGCCCAAACGGAAGGGAUGAGAUCAACUGUACCAUGUGCCAAAAGGAAGAAUUUCCAUGUUCUCGGAAUGGUGUCUGCUACCCUCGUUCUGAUCGCUGCAACUACCAAAAUCAUUGUCCAAACGGCUCUGAUGAAAAAAACUGCUUCUUUUGCCAGCCAGGGAAUUUCCACUGCAAGAACAACCGCUGUGUGUUCGAAAGCUGGGUGUGUGACUCACAGGAUGACUGUGGGGACGGCAGCGAUGAGGAGAGCUGCCCGGUCAUUGUGCCCACCCGAGUCAUAACAGCAGCCGUCAUCGGGAGCCUGGUCUGUGGCCUGCUGCUUGUCAUUGCUCUGGGCUGCACUUGCAAGCUCUAUUCUCUAAGGAUGUUUGAGCGGAGAUCAUUUGAGACCCAGUUGUCACGAGUGGAAGCAGAGCUGCUGCGAAGAGAGGCUCCUCCCUCAUAUGGACAGCUGAUCGCGCAGGGCCUAAUCCCUCCGGUGGAAGACUUUCCUGUCUGUUCACCUAAUCAGGCUUCAGUUUUAGAAAACCUGCGGCUAGCUGUCCGAUCUCAGCUGGGAUUUCCUUCUAUCAGACUUCCUAUGACAGGCAGAUCUCGAAAUAUUUGGAAUCGUAUUUUUAACUUUGCAAGAUCUCGUCAUUCAGGGUCGCUGGCUUUGGUCUCAGGAGAUGGAGAUGAGGUUGUCCCCAGCCAGAGCAGCAGCAGAGAGACUGAAAGGAGUCACCCUCACAGAAGCUUGUUUUCCGCGGAGUCUGAUGACACAGACACAGAAAAUGAGAGAAGGGAUACGGCGGGAGCAUCUGGUGGGGUUGCAGCUCCUUUGCCCCAGAAAGUCCCUCCCACAACUGCGGUAGAGGCCACAGUGGGGACAGGUGGGAACUCCUCAGCUCAGAGCACCCGAGGUGGCCACGCAGAUGGAAGGGAAGUGUCAAGUGUGGAAGCCCCAAGUGUGAGCCCAGCACGUCACCAGCUCACAAGUGCUUUAAGUCGAAUGACUCAGGGCCUGCGCUGGGUACGCUUUACUUUAGGUCGAUCAAGCUCCACAAACCAGAACCGGAGUCCUUUGAGACAGCUUGACACCGGGGUGAGUGGAAGAGAAGACGACGAUGACGUUGAAAUGCUAAUUCCCGUUUCUGAUGGAGCUUCGGACAUUGAUGCCAAUGAAUGCUCCAGACCUCUUCUUGAUCUUGCCUCAGACCAAGUACAAGGGUUUAGACAGCCACACAGUUCAGGAAACCCUGGAGCGAGAACAAGUAACCGGGACGGCCCCUGCGAGCGCUGUGGCAUUGUGCACACGGCCCAGAUACCAGACACUUGCUUAGAAGCGGCAGUGAAAACUGAAGCGUGUGAUGACGAGGCUUUGCUGCUGUGUUAGGACAGAAUGGACAGACAGACUGUGUGCAAGCUGGAGCAAUAGCCACCCAUUGUUUUGUAACUUUACAAUUAAACUAGUUUUAGUUUAAAAGAUGCAGGGUGAUUUCUUAUUAUACGUUAGCCUGCAUGGUUAAAUUUAACAAUGUCUAACUCUAGGAGCUAGAGUUUACUGUUUUAGCAGCUACAAAUGCAUUAUGUAUCCAUGUUCUUCCAUUUCCUUAUACUUGGUUUUGUUUUUGUUUUUUUAAUCCUGGUACUUCAGUUUAAUAGUAGAAAUAUGGCUGCUUUAAUUCAUGUAACUGUCGUUUUAUCUAUCUUAUGUUAAAAGGUUUGCUUGUACAAAAAGGUACCUUCUUUUAAUUGAACCUUUUUUGCUCUUUGUCAUCAUGUAGUUUAUUAUACUGGAUGCUAAGGUUGUUGAUGUACAAAAGAGAAAACAGUAUAGCCCCCUCUUUGUUUUCCUAACAUUGUCUGCUAAUAGAUUUCAUCAUACGGACCUGUCAAGGGAAAAGAAACUCCUUUUACGUUCAACAGGCAGUGAUGUAAAAGUUACGUAGAGUUAGAGCAAUUGCUGUCAGGAAGCAAAACUUUUAUAGAUUUUUCUAAUGCUGACUUUAAUACUCUGGUAUGGUUCAGACCAAAUGGUGAAAUCGCAGUGCAUUUCUGUUUUCAUCUCGAUUUAGGGGCAGAAGUAAGCGGAUGAAGAUACUCUACUAUGCAUAACACUUUGAACUUUAUAAAAUACGUACAGAAUUGUGCACACUCAGCUCUAACACGGGGGAAUGUCGGCCUGAGUCGGACCCUAGGGAUCCGCACUACCGUCCUGCCGAGGUCUCAGGUGAGCUGAGCAGGCACUGUCACGGCAGGUCUGUCGUCGCUGCCACAGUGACUCUUUCUCCAUAGCUUUGGGGUGGGGGCCAUUUUUAUUACAACUUGAAAUUGAUUUGCUGGUUUCAUAUUUAUUUGUUGUAUUUAAAAACUGCAUUAUUGUAAGAGUGAUUUUUUCCAGGAUAUUUUAUUCUUGUGGGAGGGGGUCAAUGCUAUAAUCUUGAAGAAAAGCAAAUUAAAUUGUUCAGACUGUCCCCCUCUUUAAGUAGAGUGAAUUACAACCCCCAUUUAUUGUUCUUUAAUUGUUAAUUCUUGUUUAUUUAUUCUUAGCUGUCUGUUUUAGCAGCUUAAUGAUUGGGUAUGAAAAUGUGUCUGUGUGAUUAUUGCUAUUUAUUAUAUUUUGAAUACUUUGCUGAAUGUCAUUUUAAAGCAUGUUUGAGGUCUUGUGUAUCUGUCCUGUUAUGCUGUCAGGAAGACCUGACUAAAAUGUUUUAAUAUGUAUAAAAAAAUUAAAAUAAUUUUUUAUUGCCUUGA